Symbiodinium sp. CCMP2456 is the source of this 918-nucleotide messenger RNA. The record is from the annotation of a GenBank genome assembly. Lineage: Eukaryota; Dinophyceae; Suessiales; Symbiodiniaceae.
AUGAACGUAUGUGGUGAGGUCGUCUCUUUGCAGAGGCAGACAAAGAUGGCAAGCGUGCGUGACUUGCGUGCGCAAGGGUUUCCGUACAGAGCAUGCAAGCUGGCAGGCUAUACAUUGAAAGACUUCCGUGAAUCAGACGCAUUGAAUCUCCCCGCGUGCCAACAGGCUGGCAUCACUGCAGAUGAGCUCAUGGAUGCCGGCUAUAGUCGCGGUCCGCUUCUGCUUCAAACAUUUCAGUGCUCUUACAAAGAUCUUGUUUCGCAGCUCAAGUUCAACCCGAAGCAUUUCUGCAAGGCCAGAGUCCCGCUUCAGGAUUGCCGCGAUGCUGCAGGGGAAUCAGGGAGGGCCUUUCGGGAAGCUGGAUACACUGCUGCAGACUUUCGUGGAGCGGGCUUCUUGGCCGGCGACUGCAGAACAGCGGGCUUUGAUGGGUUGGAGGUUCUUGAGGCUGGUUACACUAAGUUGGAGUUUGAAGAUGCUGGAUACACCAAGAAGCAGUUCAACAAGGCCGUUCGGGCCUUUCUGGAAGCUGGAUACACUGCUGAAAUUCGCGGAGCGGGCUUUUUGGCCAGCGACUUCAAAACAGCGGGCCUUGAUGUGUUGGACUGCCUUAAGGCUGGUUACACUAAGUUGGAGUGUGAAGAUGCUGGUUACAAGCAGUCGCAGUUCAACGUUCGGGCCUUUCGGGAAGCUGGACACACUGCUGCAGACUUUCGUGGAGCGGGCUUGUUGGCCGCCGACUGCAGAACAGCGGGCUUUGAUGGGUUGGAGGUUCUUGAGGCUGGUUACACACGGAAGCAGUGCAAGAAAGCCGGAUACGACGAUAAAGAUCUCCGCGACCCAGAUUCAGACGCGGAAACUGGACCAGAUUCAGACGCGGAAACUGGAAUGUGUUCUCUGAUUCGGAUGCGAAUGUGA